GGUGGGAUCUUUGUUCUUGUUUAUGGGGGCUGGUUUCUCUGGGUUUGCGGCAGGGAGUAAUGGAGGCUGUCCUCCAACGAAACCCAGUCUUGGUGACGUGCCGGAGAAUUGUAUCUCAUCCAUUCUCAUGUACUUGGAUCCACCGGAGAUCUGUAAAUUGGCACGAUUGAACCGGGCUUUCCGUGGCGCUUCUUGGGCUGAUUUUUUGUGGGAGUCGAAGUUGCCUUCAAAUUACAAGUUUCUCGUCACUAAAAUUCUUCAUGAAGACCCCCAGAAGUUGGUUAAGAAAGAGAUUUAUGCAAGAUUGUGCCGACCCAAUCGCUUUGAUAAUGCCACCAAGGAAGUGUGGUUGGACAAAAGAAGCGGUAAGCUUUGUAUCUCAAUUUCGUCCAAGGCAUUGAGGAUAACGGGGAUAGAUGAUCGAAGAUACUGGAAUUUCAUUCCAACUGGGGAGUCCAGAUUCCACACAAUUGCAUACCUUCAACAAAUUUGGUGGGUUGAAAUAGUUGGAGAGAUAGAGUUGGAGUUUCCCCAGGGGAAGUAUGGGCUAUUCUUCAGGCUUCAGCUUGGCAAAGCCUCCAAUAGAUUUGGUCGGAGGGUCUGUAACGUUGAUCAAGUACAUGGUUGGGACCUUAAACCUGUCCGGUUCCAGCUAUCAGCAUCCAACGGUCAGCGUUCGAUUUCAGAAUGUUAUUUGCAUGGAGCAGGCAACUGGGUUGAUUAUCAUGUGGGUGACUUCGUUGUCGACGACCCUAACACGCCCACCAAGGUCAACUUUUCGAUGAUCCAGAUUGAUUGCACACACACCAAAGGUGGUCUUUGUGUAGACUCCGUGAUGAUACGUCCAAGUGAGAUUAGAGAAAGAUUAAAGCAGUUUUAGGCUUUAAUUUCAGCUAAUUUUAAUGGCACCUGCUGCUGACACGUUGCACAGAUCGAGUUUGGGCAGCACUAACAGAAAUCCGUAAAGUAGUAGAUUUGUUCUUUUUUUUUUUUUUUUUUUUUUCAAAUGUUAUUCUUUGGUGGUCUUUGUUACUCAUUUAGCAACAAUAUUGUUAAAGCCUGUCUCGUUGUAAAGGAAAAUUGGGGCAGUGUGAAUUGUUUACUGGUC
Messenger RNA from Alnus glutinosa, 1108 nucleotides. RefSeq names its product F-box protein PP2-A13. Gene Ontology annotation, molecular function: protein binding. Bases 23 to 880 code for a protein of 285 amino acids. Lineage: Eukaryota; Viridiplantae; Streptophyta; Magnoliopsida; Fagales; Betulaceae. The record is from RefSeq and is a predicted model, not a curated record. The transcript is spliced from 3 exons.